AUGGCCACCUUCUGCUUCCUCUGCAUCGGCGUCGUCCUGAACUUCAAGGGCGACUCGCAAUGGUCCUGGAUGGCAGGAGUCGAGAAGCGUGACCUGAAGAUCUCUGGUCUCUCGUCCACAGCCGGGGACUUUGUGCAGAAGCUCCGCAUCUCGGAGCUCGCGGCCGGAGCACGGUUCCGCAAGAUCUUCAUCCUUGCCGCGCUCUGUGGCUUUACGCCCAUGCUGCUCAGCCCGCCAUUGACAAUUGGGUUCAAUCAGAACACUCUCGAUACCAAGAUGGUGUUCUCGAGUCUUUCGCUCCUUGUGCUGCUUACCAAUCCACUGUCACAGAUCUUCCAGGCUCUCCCUGAGAUUAUUUCUGGUCUGGCCUGCAUUGGCAGGAUCCAAGCUUUCCUGGAGUGCGAAACCCGACAUGAUUUUUGGCGAGUUCUUGGUGAUCGCGGUUCCAAUUUGAAGCCCGAGUCUUCAGGUCGGGCCACGGCUACGGACGCCGAAAUGAGCGAGAAAAGCGCCUAG
Messenger RNA from Colletotrichum spaethianum, 516 nucleotides. RefSeq names its product ABC transporter fum19. NCBI's taxonomy places the organism in Eukaryota, Fungi, Ascomycota, Sordariomycetes, Glomerellales, Glomerellaceae. Gene Ontology annotation, molecular function: ATP binding. Bases 1 to 516 code for a protein of 171 amino acids. The transcript has 2 exons. The record is from RefSeq and is a predicted model, not a curated record. Gene Ontology annotation, cellular component: membrane.